Molecule: messenger RNA, 1653 nt
Organism: Aspergillus fischeri NRRL 181
Lineage: Eukaryota; Fungi; Ascomycota; Eurotiomycetes; Eurotiales; Aspergillaceae
Product: FAD binding domain protein
Exons: 3
Coding region: 1-1653 (550 amino acids)
Molecular function (GO): FAD binding
Source: RefSeq, a predicted model, not a curated record
AUGCCUACCGAAACCCUCGAUCCAGGAACCGUCCUCAUCGUGGGCGGCGGCCCCGUCGGCCUCAUCACGGCCACGACACUAGCCAAGUACGGCGUGCGCAGGAUUGCAGAGGCACUCCGAAAGGUCGCCGUGCCCUCGCACUAUCCGUUUACAUGUCUCUUUUCGAGCGGGCUACAUGCCGAGAAAGCAAUCACCGCAUGGGACCUGCCGAGUCCGGACGAGUACCAGAGACGGAUUAAGGAGCAGAACGAUGGGAGUAUGCCGUCGGAACCGUGGUUGCGUGUUUCCCAGGAGAUCUUUGUGGCGUGGCUUAAAGGGCUUGGGAUGGAGAAUCCGCUUAUUGACUUCCGUGCUGGGUGGAAGGUUACCGAGGCGAGUGAACUUGACAAUGGAGCGCAAGUGGACGCCAUCCAUCCGGAGACAGGUGAAGACUGGAAAUUCAGUGCUGACUUUGUAGUCGGAUGCGAUGGCGCCCACAGUGCUAUACGCAAGAGUCUGGAUAUUCCCUUGGACGGGGGCCCGAUCCACGGGUACGCGGUCCUCGUGCAUUUCAAAUCAAGAGAUCUCUCACGCAUCCAAAAGCAAGGCCAAUUCUGGCACUUGUUUUUCCCCAAUGCUGCGAGUGAUGGCGGGUCCAUCAAGGGGGCCGUCAUCGCACAGGACGAAAUCGACACCAGGACCGUUCAUCGUUUCAUGCGGCCCGACGUGGAUCAUACACAGCUCUCGUCGGAGGAGAUCGUCUAUGACCUUCUGGGUGGGAUGAGUGGCCGACCGUUCCCGAUCAAGAUUGACGAGGUCCUUGUUCGCUCGACGUGGACACCUAGCGUCGCACUGGCGCGUUCUUACGCAGGGCCUAAGCAUCAUAUAUUCAUCGCGGGAGACGCAUGCCACCAGACUGUGCCGACGGGCGGCUACGGAAUGAACACUGGUAUUGCAGAUGGUUACGAUAUCGGCUGGAAGCUGGCGGCCGUGAUACAAGGGUGGGCUGGUCCCGCGACACUGCUCUCCUAUGAGCAAGAGCGCCGGCCUGUGGGAGAACUGGCACUGCAAUGGUCAAAGGUCCACAUGGGCAACUUGAUGAAGAUGUCGGCCGAACUGGGUCUCGACGCCGACGUGAUCGAGUCCAACAGUGAGGCGGGCGCUCAAAUGCGAUCAGCCAUGCAUUCCUAUCUCCAAACAUACGACGGCCAUAACCAGAGUAUCGGGGUGGAGAUGGGAUACCGCUAUGUGUCUGGUCUUUGUGUUCCUAGUCCUCUUGACGUCGAGCUUUCUCCGCCAGAGUUUCAUCCCAGAAAGUACACACCAAGCACCAUGCCGGGUUACCGACCUCCUCAUGUGUAUCUGACGACCGGGACGCCUGUGUCCCAUCUUUUCGGUGACGGCUUCACGCUUGUUGCGUUCCCAGAGAGGGAAGAAUUGGCCACGUCCAUUGGGCUGCUGAGAGAGUCGGCGCGGAAGAGAGCCGUGCCCCUUGACACUGUUGAGUUACCAGGGGAAGUGCAUGCUCAUGUGGUUUGGGGGGCUUCUCUAGUUCUCGUUCGACCAGACGGAUUCGUUUCAUGGCACGGUGACAACAUUCGCAGCCGCGAAGAAGCUGAUCGCAUUAUAGCCCAGGCCAGUGGUUUUGAUCCUGGUUCCUUUGGGUGGCCAUGA